This is a messenger RNA of Aegilops tauschii subsp. strangulata, 1079 nucleotides long. RefSeq lists its product as uncharacterized. Lineage: Eukaryota; Viridiplantae; Streptophyta; Magnoliopsida; Poales; Poaceae. The record is from RefSeq and is a predicted model, not a curated record.
CCUCAUUCUGCAGAGGAGAGCCCUGCCCUCCUCCCCUCUCUUUCCACCAAAAUCUCCGCUUCGUUCGGCGCCUUCUCUCUUUCUCCCCCCUGUGAUCGUACGGAUUUGCUCUCCAGUGGGCCCCGCCGCACCCGCACAACUCCCUUCCUCUGUAGCUUUUUAAACCAGUUUCCUUUUUCCUCCGCAUAUUUUCCUCCUUCCUCUGCCGCUAUCGGCGAUCCCGUCCGGCCGCUGCAGUCGUGGCGGAGGCGCGCGUCGGGGCCCUCGGGAUGUCGAUCUGCGCGAGGAUGGACGCGCCGCGCGGCGGCGCGCUCGGGAAGCGGAAGGAGCGGGAGUACUCGUCUUCGUCGGAGCAGCGGCCGCCGCUGUUCCCGCCGCCGCCGCCCGUGAGACAGGAGCUGCUGAGGAACAAGCCGCACCAACUGUCGCGGUUCGCCAACAAGCCCCCCAUGCCGACGCCUCCUCCCCAGGGCGGGAGCAGCAAGCUGCUGGCCGGGUACCUGGCGCACGAGUUCCUCAAGUUCGGCACGCUCCUCGGGGAGCGGCCCCCCGCGCCGGGCCGGAAGGAGACCGCCACGCCCACGCCCGCACCAACACCCGACCCCGCGAGGAGGUACGCCGAGGCGUCGAUGCUGCUCAUGGCGGGCGGCACCCGCAUCCCCGGGGUUUUCAACCCGACGCAGCUCGGCUGCUGGCUCCGGAUUAAGGAUUGAUGGAGGCACGCCCGCGGUGGCGGUUCGCGUCCGGGUGCGUACCGCGUGCACGGCUCCCGAGGCGCGCGACCCGGCGGCGACGAGCCCAUGCUUUUGGACAUAGCAAGUGGUGGUGGUGGUGGUUACUUUGCCCAGAUCCUUUUCCUUUUUUCUAUGUUCAGGUACUAGAUGUUUCGGUUUAAGAAUUUCAUGUAGAGUUGAUAGGAAACUAGCGGCAUCAGAAUUUCAUGGGAGUAGUAGUACCAGUACUUUUUAACAUGUGUGUCCGUCUCUGCUAUGUGAGCUCUGUAUCGGAAGGUGUUCGAUAUGAUCUCCGGCUACCGAGUAUGCUUGAUAAUUGAAGUGCAUGGAAAUCCUUCGCUUGCA